AUGAGUAACAUCGCAGAAAAUACAAUUGGCGUACCUUUGAAGGAGAUUGUGAGCGUAAUAAAUGCAUUUGCGGACAACUCACUCGCAGCUUCCUGGGACAAUAUCGGAUUAUUGAUUGAACCCACGGAACCCAAAAAUGUGUCGAGCAUUUUACUGACAAAUGAUUUAACCGAGGAUGUUAUGGAUGAAGCCAUUGGACUAAAAACUGAUUUAAUUAUCACGUAUCAUCCGUUAAUAUUUACUCCAUUGAAGUCUAUUACAACUCGAUCUUGGAAGGAGCGAAUAGUGGCGAAAUGUCUGGAAAAUAAAAUUGCUGUCUUCUCUCCACAUACCAGUUUUGAUUCUGUAAAAGGCGGUGUAAAUGACUGGUUAGCGGAAGCUUUCGAGCUUGAGAGCAAUAAACCGAUUCAGCCAAAUGUGGAUAAUGCGACUUACGGAAUGGGAAGAUUGUGUACCUUGAAGACGCAGAUAUCUAUCGACCAAGCAGUGAAUUUAAUAAAGCAACGUACAGAUCUGAAACAUGUAAGAUUAGCGCGUGCACGCGGUGCAGCAUUAUGUGCUGGAUCAGGCGUUUCAGUAUUGAAAGAAGUUCCUGCAGAUUUGUAUGUUACGGGUGAAAUGUUACAUCACGAUAUAUUAGAUGCCGUACAUCGCGGAAUCCAUGUUAUAUUAACGAAUCACUCUGAUUCGGAACGUGGUUUCUUGAAGACAUUUGCUACGAUAUUAGAUUGUGCUGUACAAAAAUCUGCACAAAAAUCUGUCAAAGUGUGUAUAUCUAAAACAGACAAAGAUCCAUUACAAACUGUGUGA
Nylanderia fulva is the source of this 810-nucleotide messenger RNA. Lineage: Eukaryota; Metazoa; Arthropoda; Insecta; Hymenoptera; Formicidae. The record is from RefSeq and is a predicted model, not a curated record.